AACUUCAUGGAGGAUUGGAACCAUGAACAAAUGUGGAGAGCUUUUAGUGGAUAUGGCAGAGUUAUUGAUAUCUAUGUACCAAACAGGAAGGACAGAUAUGGAAGACGGUUUAGGUUUGCCAGGUUUCAAGAGGUGAAAAACGUGAGUAUGUUGGAGAAGGAGCUAGAUCAUAUCAAAGUAGGAGGAGUCAAGAUCCAUGUAAAUCAACCAAGGUUUGAUAGACAAGCUAGAACACUGAAGGAAGGAGCUCAGAAAAGUGCAACUGAAACCAUCAGAUCUGAAGCAAGAAGGCAACCAAACUUGUCCUAUGCAAAUGUUCUCAAAGGAUCAAGAUGAACAGAUUGGGGAUUGCCCAGGCUACUGCUCCAGGGCAAUUGAGGAACCACACAGGGAAAUACAUGAAUGCCAACCAU
Molecule: messenger RNA, 413 nt
Organism: Rubroshorea leprosula
Lineage: Eukaryota; Viridiplantae; Streptophyta; Magnoliopsida; Malvales; Dipterocarpaceae
Source: the annotation of a GenBank genome assembly